CUUCUCGAAUCGCUUCGUCUUCUCUUGGAGCUUCCUCCGUUGAUUAAUCCUCUCCUGGGGGAAAAAAAUUCGAAAAACCCUAGCUCUUCCUUCUUCUUGCUUCUCGCAGCUUUAUCACCUUUCGAAUUGUUAAAAGAGAGAAACUUUUCAAUCUGGGUCUCUCUCUUUCCCAAGUUUGGAUGUGGGUUUAUUGAAAUCUAGGGUUUUUCUUCGAAUUGGUUGUUGAUAAGAGAAUGAGUGCAAUUAACAUCACCAACGUCGCUGUCUUCGAUAAUCCUGCUCCUUUUGUUAGCCCAUUUCAGUUCGAGAUUUCUUACGAGUGUUUGAAUUCUCUCAAUGACGAUUUGGAAUGGAAACUUAUCUAUGUAGGCUCAGCAGAAGAUGAGAGUUAUGAUCAACUUCUUGAGAGUGUGCUUGUAGGGCCUGUUAAUGUUGGAAACUACCGCUUUGUAUUGCAGGCUGAUCCUCCGGAUCCAUCAAAGAUUCGAGAGGAAGACAUCAUUGGUGUCACUGUGCUAUUGUUGACAUGUUCUUACAUGGGUCAAGAGUUCUUUAGAGUUGGAUAUUACGUGAACAAUGACUACGAGGAUGAGCAACUCAAGGAAGAGCCACCAACUAAGGUUAUGAUCGAUAAAGUCCAGAGGAACAUACUUUCCGACAAACCGAGAGUUACUAAAUUCCCUAUAAAUUUUCAUCCAGAAGAAGAGGAGACUGCUGCUCCUCGUUUCGAAACAUCUGAUGAACAACAACCUAAUGUCAAUGGUGAAGCUCAGGUUUUGCCUGAUCAGCCAGCAAAUCCAGAACACCAAGAAUCAUGAUUCUUCCUUAACCCAAGUCUAGUUGAAAAAAAGUGGAUCAGAACUAAUGUCUCCAAAAGAUGUUGCAUUUUUGUUUUUCUCUAUCUCAAAAGCAAGACCUCCAGUUUGUUGUACUUGUUUGUGGAUUUAGAAGCUUUAGGGAAGUGAUUGUGGACAUGCUUUCUUUUUUGGUCAAAGAUUUAAUCGUAGCAUAGCCAACAUUAAGUUUCAAGGUAACAAAGACUGUCCAUUUUAA
Molecule: messenger RNA, 1053 nt
Organism: Arabidopsis lyrata subsp. lyrata
Lineage: Eukaryota; Viridiplantae; Streptophyta; Magnoliopsida; Brassicales; Brassicaceae
Product: probable histone chaperone ASF1A
Exons: 3
Coding region: 234-818 (194 amino acids)
Biological process (GO): DNA replication-dependent chromatin assembly
Cellular component (GO): nucleus
Molecular function (GO): histone binding
Source: RefSeq, a predicted model, not a curated record